Molecule: messenger RNA, 1721 nt
Organism: Scleropages formosus (Asian bonytongue)
Lineage: Eukaryota; Metazoa; Chordata; Actinopteri; Osteoglossiformes; Osteoglossidae
Gene: hvcn1
Product: hydrogen voltage-gated channel 1
Exons: 6
Coding region: 98-784 (228 amino acids)
Biological process (GO): proton transmembrane transport
Cellular component (GO): plasma membrane
Molecular function (GO): voltage-gated proton channel activity
Source: RefSeq, a predicted model, not a curated record
GGGGGGGGGGUCAAAGUUUUAGAGGAGAAAACGCAGACAGAAGCCGAUCGCCGCAACUGACACUCCGCAGUGCACAGUGGGUCGGUCAGCACCCACGAUGGCCCGCUUCCUGAAGCACUUCACGGCCGUCGGCGACGUCCACGAUGGCGUCAACCACUGGGAAGAGGAGGAACAUCAUGGGCCCGCUGGGGAAACUGAAGCGACCGCUGGACGGUCGCCGGAACCCAUCACCUUCCGCGAUUCCUUGCGCAGGCUCUUCAGCUCCGAGAAGUUUCAGGUCCUCAUCGUGAUCCUCGUCAUCCUGGACGCCAUCUUCGUGCUCAUCCAGCUGCUCCUGGACCUGGCGAUCAUCAAAGCGGACCACGGAAAGGUGGCUCCCCAGGUGUUUCACCUCCUGAGCCUGGCUGUGCUCACCGUGUUCAUGGUGGAGUUGGCGGGGAAGCUGUACGCCUACCGCUGCGAGUUCUUCCGUCACAAGUUUGAGGUGUUUGACGCGCUGGUGGUCGUCCUGUCCUUCGUAUUGGACAUUGUGUACAUCUCCAGAGAGGACGCCUUCAAUGCCAUUGAGCUCCUCAUCGUGCUCAGGCUCUGGAGGGUGGCCAGGAUCAUCAACGGCAUCCUGGUGACGGUGAAGAACCGCGCUGAACAAAAAAUCCACAAACUGAAGGAGACCAACGACCACCUUGUCCAGCAGGUCAACGAACUCCAGCAAGAAACCGCCAGACUGCAAGAAGAAAAGGAAAGACUACAGAGGCUUUUACAUCAAAAUGGCAUCAGCUUUUAAUUUUUGCUGAGGAAAGAGAACGUUUGCACCACCCCUGACAAUCACGGAAGGAGAGCAUUUAUCUGCUGUAAAAUACAGGCUAUUAAAUUGUAAAUGGAAAUUGAGCUCAGAUCCACAUCAAUGUGACUCGAAGGGCCUUUCAGCUAUUUGCUCCCUAUGAAUGUACCAUAAAAGCUGUGUGUAAUUAAUGUAAAUGUAUAUUUUCAAACCAAAACAUAGCUCACUGAAAGAGCUGAACCCUGAUUAAUGUAUCACUCAAUGUGAGGCUGAUAUUUGUGAGAAAUAUAAUCCAUCUUCACGUGCCGUAUGAUCGCAAAUCGUAGUGUUGGACACACUUCAUCUCUUGCAUAGCAGCAUUUGAUCUUUGGGGGGGGGGGGGUCCUUUGCCUAUAAUACAUUAUAUUUUUAAAGGGGUGUUUGUAUACACACUGUUCUCUCAGGUGAACUGGACUUUCAUUGUUACAUGUAAAAAUCUUUUUUUUUUUACCCUGUAUCUUUUAUAGUCUGUGGGCUGUACAAUACAAGGAGUCAAUUAAAUGGAGAUGCUGGUCAUCCGGGAUGUAUUCAGUGUCUUAAAUUUGUACCAGAGGUGCUCAACAGUUUAGUCAUCAUACAGACAACGCAAUUACAAUUGCUCUUUCCUGGAAUUAAAAAUCCAUGUACGGCUCAAAAGCGAAGUAAAUCUGGAGUACGUGUCCAUAAUCCUCAGGUACGUUCUAGAAGAUGGCGAGGUACGUGCCACAUUUUGUGCCAAGACUGGUAAACUUAGGGCUGUGAACAGCUGCUUCGUCUUCAACGUGGAAGAGGCAGGAUCACCGUUCGUCCUCUUCCUCACGUUGGUCGGAACGGGCCAUUUAGAACAGCUGGUGUCGAGGAGGAGCAGAAGCUGUAAAGUGCACCCUCCCUGUGUACCUAAACUGCAUCCAAGCAGUGGAGC